This is a messenger RNA of Cinara cedri, 10391 nucleotides long. Lineage: Eukaryota; Metazoa; Arthropoda; Insecta; Hemiptera; Aphididae. The record is from the annotation of a GenBank genome assembly.
CGUAAUAUAUUUUUCAGUGAUGUCAUCGUCAGUUAUACACAUAAAUCGUAACUAUCAUUUGAUUAUAUUCAAUAUUCGAUACUUCAUUUCGUUUCCUGAUCGUGUAUAUACAAUUCAUAACUCACUUUAUCGCAUAUUAACUAGUAAUCUAUUGUUUACAAAAUUAAAGUUAUAAAUUAUAAUAUAAUAUAAUAUAUAUUCUUCUUUUUGAGCUUUCAAAUAUGAACACCUGGUUGUACCUAAUGUUAAUAUAUUCCAUGUCAAUAACAUGUAAGUUACAUUUAUUGAUUUUUAGAAUUAUAAUUAUUUUCUUGUUCAAAAAAUAAAGAUAAAAAUAAACCUUGCAUAAACGAUAUAAUAUAGGUAACUGGUUAGUAAUCACUGAUUUUGGUCAUUAACAUGUACGUGGGUCUCCAAAAACAUCAACGUUUAGAAAAUAUUAUACUUGAUUCUUUUAAUCUAAAAGAUAGCAAUUUUCCGUAGUUUAAAUACCACUAUACUGUUCAAUAUACGUAAUAACGAAAGACAUCCUUACUGAAUAACUUCUGUCAGUAGUAAAUAUCAAGUAGUUACUUAUUUUUUGGUCAAUCGACCGUUUUGGGCCAUCUCAAAUAAAACUGGUUUUCUCAAUUAUUGACUAUAAAGGUUUAAACCCAUGAGUAAUAACCGCAAAAAUUAAUUAUAUCUUUGGAGCUUCCCCGAAGAAUUCAUUCAUGUUAAAAAUACCUUAAGGAAAAAAUUCUUUAAAAGAAAUAUAAAUAUUCGGCAUGUAUUUAUAUAAUUUUUGAAUUUGACUAAUUAUUUAAUUUAGGUAGGAAUGCAAAAUUAAUUUUGUAAUUUAGAACAUAAUAUUCAUUGUUCAACUAUUAACUAAUUAACUAUUCUACACAGAUUAUGAUUAGUUUUAAACAGAUAUCUAAUAGAAAGGUGAUAUUUCAAUAUAAUAAUAACAGGAAUUGUUGUGGAAACGUCUAUGGCGUCCAAACCAUAAUUAAUGUGCAGAAAUUUAAAUAAUGUUAAGUUUUAAAUGAUUCAAGAGGUACUAACAAUUGUAAAAUUUAAAGUUAACUAGUUCAAAUAUGUUUGGUUUUUACAAAGAUAACCAAAUAACAACCUUUACGUUAAUUAAUUAAAUUAUUUCAACUAAUCUUAAAUAAAAUACAUGUAUUUUCAGUGUAUUCUGAAUAUUUAGUGAUGUGACAUAAAUCCGAACAAUCUGAUAGUCCAAAAAAUCCAGGUUUUGGACUCGCGAAUUUAAGAAUUUUGAGUUGCAAAUUGAAAAUAAAUAGUAAUGGGUAUUUUUUGAGAUAUAUGAAAAAUAUCUAGUAGAAUCCAAAAUAAAUGUUAUUAAAUCCAACAUACCGACUAUAAAUAAAUCAUCAAUUUCCGGAUUUUUAAAUUCUAGAUUAUCGAACUGUAUCAAAUCCCAAUUCUUUGAUCCAAAAAUAGUACAAGAUCUCUCUUUUACACCUCCCAUCGUAUUAUACCACAUGUGAUUGAAGUUGUCAAAAUAAACAGAUCAAUAAAAUUGUAAAAUAAGUGUAACUAUGCAAUUUUCUUACAUUUUUAUUUUUAAUUUUAAUUAUAUUACUCGUAAACAUUUUGUAUUAUAAAUAUAUUAUUAAACAUUUAAUUUAUGAUUUCGAUACUGAUCCCAGCGAGAUAUUACAUUUAAAUUAGUGUAACUAUGAUAAAUUUCAUCUGUUAUCCGUACAGACUUUUCAUUAGCUCAUCAGAAAUUACCUCUUGUGGUGACUAUAUGUUGGUAGUUAAAGCUCUAAUUUUGAAAAUAUUAUAAUUAUGUAAUACAAUUCCAUUGUAGAUUUCAAAAUAUGAAUACGCACUUACCUAUUAAUGAGAAAAAAAUGAACAUGAAUAAUAUUGAAUUUAGGGCAGAUAAAUUUGCAUAUUUUAUAUUUUACUGCCUGUAUCGUCCAGCGUUGACUGCGCUAUCUCGUGUGUAAUCUAAUUGAGCCCAUUCUAAACUACGGUAAAAUAGGUCUAUUGAUUAGAUCAAGUAUUUCAAUAGUUUUAAAUCCUACUCCGGACAAUGCUAUCAUUUGAGAAAAACUGCAUGAAAAUUGAUUUAGUUGUUUCGAAGCUAAUCUAUGAAAAAAAUUUCAAUUUAAGUUAUUCUAUAUAGAAUUAAUAAAUAGUAAAUGAAUGUAGAUAGAUACAAUAUAUAUGACAUAAUCAAUAAAAUAAUAAUAAUAUAAACUUUUUACUAAGAUGACAUUAUCAACAAAAAUCAUACCUCUAAAUACCAACAUCCCUGUCAGCUUUCCUUUAUGAGUCGAAUUUCAGGAAUUUCAAUAACUAUAAACCUUAUCGGUACAAUGCGGAACCAAUUUUGGAAAAAUUCCUGUAAAAUCGGUUCAGUGAUUUUAAAGUGAUCUAUAAUGAACAUACAGACCGACAGAUAUUCACUUUUAUUAAAUUUCAUCAUUGCAAUAUUAUUCUAACGAAAUAUCCACAUUUCUCACUAGAAAGGAAUUUGCCCUCCCUUCUCCGUUAGUAGAAACUAAAUUAUGAUUUUGAUACCAUGUUUAUUCAUCGAUAAUAAUGAUAAAUCGAUUAUUUUAAAAUUAAAUGAUUAUGGAGUAUUACAAAUAACUAUAUCUUGUCAGCCUGGUUAGAAGUGGUGUUUUUUUUGUUUAUGGACUUUUAUAAUGGAAUUUGAAUGUUUUUGAUUCAAUCAUUCCAGAUACAUAUCUUCAAGACAUUGAAAUAUUACCACCCUAUUUUUCUUCAGAACAUGAGCUACUAUCUGCAUUAUACAGCGCACAGGAAACAGACUUAGAAGAUAAUAAAACAAAUAUACCAGAACAUUUUUUUGAGAAUGCAAAAUCAAUAUUGCAGCGUUUACCUGACAUAGCUAAAGAAAUAGCCGAUGCCUUCGUCUCAGACAUAGCCACAAACGUAACUCCAACCUGGGGAGUAUUGAAUAAUCGUAUUACCAAUCUGAAAGAAGUAAACGCAUUUCUUUAGUUAUACAAUGAAUAAUAUUGUAAAUAAUUUAACAAUUUAACAAUUAAUUACACAGGAAAUACCCAACGUGAAUGGUAAUAUUUUAGUUAGUACAUUCAAAUUAUUAUUAGUCUUUAUAACAAUCAAUUUUAUAAUGUUUAUUGUAUAUUUUACCGAUAAAUAUUUAAUAAGAACACACUUGAUUAUGACAGGGAAAACCGCGUACUAAUUGAACAUUCAUGGUAUUUAUUUAAAUAUUUUNAACAAUUUAACAAUUUAUUACACAGCAAAUACCGAACGUGAAUGGUAAUAUUUUAUUUAGUACAUUAAAAUUAUGAUUAGUCUUUAUAACUAUCAAUUUUAUAAAGUUAGUUGUAUAUUUUACCGAUAAAUAUUCAAUAAGAACACAAAUGAUUAUGACAGGGAAAACCGUGUACUAAUUGAACAAACAUGGUAUUUAAUUAAAUAUAUUAUGCAAACUGUUUACAAUCAAUGGUCAAACAUAAAAUUAAAAUUGAAAUAAUGAAGGUUACGGUACACUGACUCUGUGUUUACCACGGAAUAAGAUAACUAAAUGUAACACGGACUAGUACCGAUGUUUUAGGAGCCGAUGGCAUAAAUAUCGAAAUAUCGACUCGCGCGUGGGAAAAACAUGCGGGGAUUUCGAUUUCUGGACCACCGCNUCAAACAUAAAAUUAAAAUGGAAAUAAUGAAGGUUACGGUACACUGACUCUGUGUUUACCACGGAAUAAGAUAGUUAAAUGUAACACGGACUGGUACUGCUGUGUUAAGAGCCGAUGGCAUAAAUAUCGAAAUAUCGACUCGCGCGUGGGAAAAACAUGCGGGGAUUUCGAUUUCUGGAACCACCGCUGGAAUCGGAAUGAAGUCAGUUCGAAGUUAAAUCAAUCUAUAAUAAAGUAUAAACUAUACCUAAAAACAAUUGACACAUAAUUACAUCCAGUAGCCAUUAGACAACCAGUAGGUUGCAAUAUAAUAUNGUUACGGUACACUGACUCUGUGUUUACCACGGAAUAAGAUAGUUAAUUGUAACACGGACUGGUACUGCUGUGUUAAGAGCCGAUGGCAAAAAUAUCGAAGUAUCGACUCGCGCGCGGCGAAAACAUGCGGGGGUGUCGAUUUCUGGAACCACCACCGGAAUCGGAAUGAAGUCAGUUCGAAGUUAAAUCAAUUUAUAAUAAAGUAUAAACUAUACCUAAAAACAAAUGACACAUAAUUAUAUCCAUUAGCCAUUAGACAACCAGUAGGUUGCAAUAUAAUAUAGUUUAUUUUAUUUAUAAUCUAUUGUUACUUAUUUUUAAUACCCUACAAAACCUCAUUAAAAUACUUUUUGAUAUAAUUAUCGUUUUUAUUAGAAUUUUAGGUGAUCCAUUUAGAUACAAGAUACUUUAAAAUUGUGUACUUAUUUAUUUCACCCUUAUUUUUGGGAGAAAACUGUAAUGGUUGGAUUUUCAAUUAGCUUCCUAUAGUAAAAAUUCGAUAAAUAGAUGGAGUAUUAGCCAAAGUAAAUUUUUCUACCGACAUUGUUGAUUUCCAUAGGUUUGUUGACGAGAUAUCUCACUUUUAAUAUUAGAUUAGAUGAAAGUAGUGGAAGUAAUUUAUUUGGUGGUAAGGUGAGCGGCGAUUUGAUAAUGCAAUCAUGUAUCCAUAGGUGUGUACAGAUAUUUAGUUCGGAUCGUGCCCGAGAAAAUUUAAUUUAUUAGGUGAAUCCCUCUCCCCCCAAUUAAGUAUGAAAACCUUUAAAAGCUAAAUAAUUAUUUCUAUACACUGUUUCUAUAUUAAUUUUCNUCCUUUGUAAUCUUCAAUUCAUAAUCAAUAUCUAUUUAUAUAUAUAUAUACACAUAUAUACUAACUUCGAUAAUAUCAUUCAAGCGAGUACAUUAAAGAAAAUUGACCUAUUACACAAAUUAAAGGUAAGAAGAUUAUUAAAUGGCCACCGUUAUGUUCAUUCAAAAUUGAAUUUUUAUGUAAGAAUUGAUAAAUAUUUUAGAUUUAUAAUAUUCAACAUACUCAUAUUUCAUUAAUUAACAUAAAUAUCGAAAAAUCAUCUACACUGGAGUACAUUGAUUCCUCUUACCUAAUCGCGUUAUUUUUGUUUAAAUUACAUACAAUAUUGUACAUAUUAAAUUGAUCAAAGAUAUUAUAUACCUAUUACAUAUGCAUAAUUUUUCAAUACAAAAAACCGCUAUUCCAGGCAUCUUAAAGAAGUUUUAGUUUUAAAUUUAAGUAAGGUGGGAGUAGUGGAGCAUUAUUUGUUUAGUGGCACGGCACCCGGCAUUUUACGGGUGAUAAACAUAAUAUGGUAAUAUGAUUAUAAUCACAAUAUAACGUCCAACUUUCGGUAAAAUUUCGAUAAAUAAUUGAUAGGCAAACAAUCAAACGGAUAUCAAACAAAACUAAAAAAUUCCUUGCAAUAGUCAGAACCCAAUUGGUAAGCGUUAUGUGGUCAUUUUAUUUCAAAUUCUAAGAAAAUCGAGGAAUUUAAAUUGGUAUUACUAUGAUUGGUUUUUGUCAAUGAAUAACUAUUCUACAAGAAAUCUUGUACCAAAAAACAAGUGUAUAAUUUGCACAUGAUAGUGUUUAAUAUUCUGUGUAAUUUUUAUAAUUAUUUGGCUAAAACCAAGAAAAAUGAAGAAAAACGGCUAACUUUAAAGAAAUCAAUAACCUAAUCGGUUCUCACAGAAUACAGAUUUUGACCUUUUCUAUACACGGUAAAAAAUUUUGAACAUUAUAAUGAUUUCUGAGUUAUACAUAGGUAUUUGACAUUUAUCGAUUUUUUUUUUUUUUUUUUUGUUUUUUUGUAAAGUGCUAGUUAUUUUGAAUAAAUAAUAUUAUGUUUGUAUGUUUUUAAGCGUUUUAAAAUAAAAUGUUUGCGAAAAACGUAAAAUUAUGUAUUUGAAAACUCGUAUUACCGUACUUUGCUUAGGUUAAUUUUCCUUACGAUAUGGUUCUCUUUCAAUAUACCUAACCAUUCCUUGGUAUCCGAGAUGACACUUUGUUACGUUUAUUGCAACUUAUUCGAUAAUUUAAACGGCAAUAUUAUUGGUUUGUUAAAUUCCAAAAUCAGUACUUGACAUUUUUUUUUUACUUUUCCUUUAUACAUAUCGUGUUUCAAUUCAAUAUAUUGUAAAAUCAUUUUCCUACUGGUAAUUUUUGUAUUUUCACUAUAUAUAUAUAUAUAUAUAUAAGGCUAUUUAACAUAACUAUUUAUAUUUUUUAACAAUUAGUAAGUUGUUCAUUCAAGCGGGGUGUGACAUUCUAUACAAUCAAUAUUAAGUUUAACAGUAUAUUGUUUGGGACACAAAAUUAUAAAUUUAAUGCCGAAGGUGAAAGAACAAGUUAUGUGAUUUUGUCUAACAUUGACGACGAUAAAUCAAACGAUGAAUCAGACAAUAAAUCAGACGAAGAACAGUAUGUUUAUAGAAUAUGUAAUUUAAUAAUAUGCAUAUAUUACAACAUAAGAACUAGAAAUGAAAUGUUAAACUCUGUUCAUAGCAAGGGAGAUAUUCAUUUUACAAUGCCAUUUAUUUCAUUUUAUAUUCCGAUCAUGGCAAUUGAUGUAUUGAUUUUACUAAUAUUAAUAUCUAGGGACAGCUUUUUUACUUCAAAAAAAUAAAAAAACUUUCUGUAUCCUACCUUGUCAACUUCUGACCUUCAACUAUGGCAAUUCCUAUACCCAAUAUCAGCUAUUUUUUUAAAAAUUUUACAUUUUAUGAGAUGGAUAAAAUGAUUCAAUUGCAAUACAAUGAACAAUAAUGAAAAUAAUUAAAUUCCGAUACAAUUUAAUUAUAUAGUACAAUAACAUCAAUAAAAUAAAAAAUGUAAUAUCUAUAACUUACAAAUAUUGUAAAUAUUUUAUUUAAAGGAAUCUUUUACCUAAUCGGAAAAGUGAAAUAUAAUAAAACUAUUGGUAUUUAUUCGUAAACAGAAAAUUACAUUUAUAUAAUUAUUUAAAAACGCACAAUUUAGUUAAAACAAAAUCGUGCUCUAUAACACUUAAAAAAGCGUGUUUUUAUAUUGCCUUACAAUUAUAAUCGAAGACUGAACGUAACUUAUUUUUUUAAAAUAUUAGGUCUCUAACCACUGUUAAACUCCAAAUAAUAUUAUUUUUGUCAACUGAUUAUAAGUGGAUUAAGAAUUAUAUAUCUUAUAACAUUAACUUAAUAUAGACUGUGAAUAAAAGUAUAAUGACUAAUAGCAUUAUCGUUAUUCUUAUUAUUAUGUGUACUUAGCUAUAUUACAAUACCAAUAUCAUCGUUGGGGGAGAAUGUAAUCUCAAUAACUACCGAAGAAGAAUUUAUAAAACGUGCAUCUGAUACACACUCUUUUCCUUACCACGUAAGUUCAUUCUCUCAUGAGUAUGAGAAUAAUAAUAAUGUGAAUGAGUUACAAAUACAUUUUUUAACAGGUAGUAAUAGCGGUGUCGAUUGAUGAACAAGAAAAAUGGUGCCAAGGUGUGUUAAUCAAAUCAAACUGGAUAUUAACUUCUAGGACUUGCAUCAAAAUGUAAAUAUUUUAUUUAAAAUAAUAGUACUACAAUGCUGAUUAUUGUAUUUUAUUCGGUUCAAUAAUAGUUAUAUGUCGCUGUAAGUAAAUAUUAUUGCUUUAUGAAAAAUUUGUCUUCAUCUUUGCGGUUAGUAAAAAUUCCACAAUUUUUUACGGAGUAUACAUGAGAACUUACUUUAAAAGAUGCAGAAAUUCUUUCUGACAAUAUCAUUUACAAAAUGUUGUUUACUUCAUCCUAUUUAACCUGUAACAACCAAUUUCUCAUAAUCGGGACUGUGAAUAUUUAUCGGUAUUCUUAAAACAAUAAAUAUAGUAGGUCUUUAAUAAAAAUAAUAAUACAAUUUUUAUAUUUUACCUUCUGGCGUAUUCACAAGAAUAUGUAGACUACACAUGCAGUGAAGUAAAAAUACAUAAUGAGUAUGCCAGCUUUAAGAAUCAUAUUUUUUAAAAUAAUUUACAUUCAGGUUAUUUACGGUAUUGGCUUUCAUAUUAAUUUUCGUACUUAUCCAAUUUAUUUUGUCUUAGGCACUUUGAUAUUAGAUCCAGUACACCCGUAAAAGUAUUUUUGGAUGCAAUUAAUCAUACGAAUUCCGAAGGAAUUUUUUAUUCUAAUGUGGUAUUUAAAAACCGUACAAUCGUUGGUAUGUUUUUGUUGGGACCAGUUCCAGACGGACUUGAUGAUUUACUGUUAUCGGAAGUAAGUGUUAGGAAGUACAUAUUUAUUUAAUUAGUUUAAGUUUAAAUGAGCCAUUUAUUUCAAGCCCAAUUACAUGUAUUUUAAUAAAUAUCGUUCGAUAAAAAUGAUAUUAAUAAGAAAAAAUAACAAAAAAAACAAACAAUAACAAUCAAUAUAAUACUAAUACCUUUAUAUUAACUAGUAACUAUACAUUUCGAAAGAGUUAAAGUUUGGUGAUAUGAACAAGUCGAUUUUAAUUUAUACGUUGUUUCCAUAAUUCUAUUGGUGGAGGGGAGAUUAUUUGUUCAAGCACCGUUAUCACCGGUACCCACUAGCGUUAUUGAACCGGCCGUCCCGCAUCCCUGCCUCACACUUAGCUUUGUCGUCACGCAAACCGGUACCGCUCGCUUAGUCGACCUUCAUGUGUGUGCGACCUUUGCCUCACACUCGUGGCCUUUCGCCUGCGUCCUUUGUUGUGUUCGGUGCCAAAGACGCGUUUUAGUUUCCGUUGUUGUCCAUUGAUGUUGUCCGGUCGUUUGUCGAUUUAAGUUUCAGCGCGAACGCCCGCAUCUCAUAUAAUCCCCGUGUUUCACGUCGACACCACUCGUGUUUAGGCCAACGAGCCACUUAUUGUGCCGUGCACAUGUUGCGGCUCCGUCGUCCAAGCCCCAGUUAACGGGAGCUUAAUCAAGUUCGUUUAUAUCCGCUACGUUUCGAUCCGUCACGCGUUUCCGCAGUAUCAUCCUAUUGCGUCCGAUUUGUAUCCGCUAUACACGAUUUUACGCCCGUGCGUCGUUGACCGCUGGUUGGGGAGACAAUUGUCCUCCGUGGCCCACUAAAUCUCAACAGAGAUAGGAGCCAAAGCAGCGCCACCUCGUAGGACAUUUGUCGCCGCCAUUCAUCACUAUCGCUGCUAAUCUGCCAAACCACAUUGGACUGGCGCCAAUAACGUCUGGUUGUAAGUCAAUUUUACAAUUCUCUUUGAUUUUAAUAUUUAAAUCUUAAUUUAAAAAGAAAAAAAAAAAAAAAAACUCCAAUUAGCGGCAGUCACGGAUUCAGUUGCAUAGAUCGGUCGAAUUUCCUCCUUGUGUUUUGGAUUAUGAGAUUGAGGCAUUCUUUGAAAAAAAAAUCAAUAACAAUCUACACACAAAUAAUACAUUAUUAUAAUAGAAAGAGAGACCUUCUUACUUCUUUAAAAUUAUACAAUAAUGAGUACUGAUAAACACAUGAAACAUUACAUCCCUUAUACUCGAUAGCUAUUUAUUGGGUAUAGCUUAAAUUUGUAAAGAAAAAUUUAUUUCAACGUUAUUUUGUUUAAAAACUUUUCCGUUUACGUUAUUUUUUUUAAAAAACUUUUAGUAACACCGUUACACAUAAUAUUUUUACUAUCUGCACAUUAUUUAUUGGUGUCCGGAACUUGACUACAUUUUAGAAAUAAUCAAUUUUUAUUUCGAACCAGGUAGCUAACUUAUAAAUAAAUUAAGAACAUCAGACAAAUUUGAUUGCCCAAUUAUAAACUACACGAAUAAAAUCGGAAUCGGAAAAUACCAAUAUAUUUUACUUAAUGUACAUUAUCAAAUGUAAACAAAAAUCGUUAUUGUGUUAUAAAUAGUUUAAAAAUCCCCUAUGUAUUCGUAAUAUAAAAAUUAAAAACUAUGUACAGCACGUGCCACGAUCAUAUUGAAGUCAUAUAUUUUUUACAUAAAAAUCAUUUCUUACCCGUUGAUAAUUUCGAAAUACAUCUAUGAAGUUUAACCUUUAAUUUGAUUUAAUAAGAUUUAAUAAGAUUUAACUAUGUUAUAGCUUAUUACCACGCCAGAAACCACAAAAGUUUCCGCAGUAGCUCUCAAAUUACCAGAACAUGAUAUUUUGGAGGAGGUCAACUGUUUCGUUGUGACCCGUUGUUCGGUGAGUAAAACAUGAUGUAGAAUAGAGAACAAUGACUUAAGGUUUAUUUUUUUUUUUUUUGAAUGAAAAAAAAUUGUUUUAAUGUGAUCCCUAUCAGUCAUAAUUUUGUUAUGUACAUUGAUGUGUUUUUCAGGAUGGCGUAGUGCGUGGUCUGUUAUAUAAACUGACAGGACAGGAAUUUAAAUUGGACUUCGAGGUAAUAUUCUUAACAAGGUCAUUUUUAUAAAUCGUUAUACUUUUACAGGCUGUUUCAUAAAGCACCAUCUUGUUAUUACUAUACCUUGCACCACUCUCGAAUACUAUAUCUGUCUUUUAA